GGUCUGUGGCUUUGAUGACCGUUUUUUGAUUCCGUCGUUAAAACUACUACAGAAAGUUCUAAAGUUAUUUGACUUAGAAAAGAGGCUUUUUAGUUCGUUAAUUUGUUACAUUGAGUACAUUUGUAUAAUUGAGAAAUUUGUAACGACUUACGAUUCUUCCGACAACACAAUUUUUCGCUGUGUAGCUCAAGUUGAAAUCGCAAUAUGUCAAAUAUUUCAAGGAAGCACCGGCAAUCGAAGACGAGGAUAUUCGAUCGACAAAAUCGGUGUAUUAAUUGUUCUUUCUUGAUCCCCAAAAAGUUGUAUGAUAAGCAUCCCGUGGAGCAAGCGCCGAUGCAUAUAGUUACUACAUUGCGGGCAUGGAUAUUUCCCACCGAGUUGUCACCAGAUUCCAUAAUUUGCACAGAAUGCUAUAAAUUACUUCAGAAACAAACAAAUGCAAUUAAUGAAGAAUCAAAUAUGAUGAGUGAAGAAUGUUUGCCUAUUUUAGGGCAUAAAAGUAUUUGCUAUCCUUGUGGAAUUUCAAUUUCAAGAAGUGCGAGAACAUACAGUGUGCCCCAUGAUGUAAAAGAAAGAAGUAUUUUAUUGGAAAGUGUUCCACUCCAUUUGGUCUCAAGAAUGGAACGAGUAUGUGUGGCUUGUUGGAUGUCUGCAUACAGAGAGGUAAAACGGCAACACCAACAUGACACAAAUCAUAGUGUCCCAAAUGUGGAAUCUAUUGGGGAUUCCCCUGAUGCGCCAGUUCCACCCCCUCUUCCACCACCUCAAUCGGAAAAGGUUCUACAGCAGACACCAAAAAUCAAGUCUUCGCUAUACAGACGUGCCGCUUGCACAUCUAGUCGUUGUAUAUUCCAGAAUUGUUCUAGAUCUGAAAGAUUACUCAUACCAUCUGCUAUAAAGGACCUUGUAUUGUACCGACAAAAAUUCUAUAUACCAAACGGUUGCCGCGUUUGUCGUUACCAUUUGAAUCAGGGUCAUUGGAACGAAUUAACAUCGGAACUAGUGGAUUUCACUGGUGAACAAUUUGAUGUUAUUAUGACUAUGAUGGAAAGGGCAGCCAAUAGCUAUUUAGAUUUUUCAAACAUUAAUAUCAUGUCUCCGCACUUAUGUCGUUAUUUUCUUGGAUUGAAUUCUGAUCAGUUUUAUGAUCUACUGAACAGUAUUCCAAAUCUUGUUGACCAUGUACCGAAUGCUUCUGUUGCGUUAAGUGUUUUAUUGGUUAAAUUAAAAACAGGUGAUAGUAAUGAGAGAUUAGCUACUCUUUUCAAUAAACCACGAAGUACCAUAGAACGUUGGAUGGGAAAAGUAAAAAGUUGUCUUAAUGAUGAUCUAAUUAAAAAUCUUUUACCCUCUUCUAAAUAGAAUUUCGUGUGUAUUGGGUCUCGUGUUAGUCAAGUCUUCAGUUAACUAUGUCAUCUCAAUCCAGGUAUUUUCUGCUUUUUUUUAAAGGUAUUUUAUCAUCGAUUAUCGGUUGUCUUAAUGAUGAUCUAAUUAAAAAUCUUUUACCCUCUUCUAAAUAGAAUUUCGUGCGUAUUGGGUCUCGUGUUUAUCUAGUCUUCAGUUAACUAUGUCAUCUCAAUUCAGGUUUUUUCUGUUUUUUACUACUACUGGAUUAGGAUAUAAUUUAUUUUUCCAUUUUGUGAUUAACUCAGUUGUGAAAAUUUGUGGCAUUCAUAUCCCCAUGGUACUCCCCGCAUUUCGAAUCUGAUUUGAAAAUAUUUAAAGCACCCUCAACUAAUCCGUCUCAACUUCCACCAUGAACACUAAACGACGCCCUUUGCCAAUGUCAUCGUAAUAAAUACCAAGCUCAUAUUCGGAUUGCAACACAUUUUGAAGUGGCUAUUGUAAAAGUAGGUUUCUUCUUUCUGUAUAGUUCAUAAAUACCGCCAUUCAGCUGUAUUUAUGAACUAUAUUAGAUUUUUUAAAGAAAUAUCCCAUGUUAUGUAAAAGCUGUCUUAAAUAAGUACAAUGGCAGUUCACGAUACCAUCUUCUUUUAAAACUGCAAGCAGCUUACGAAUACUUGGGAUUUUUUUUAUCAACAAUAUAUAAAUGAUGAAUUUUUAUUCGUAUUACACUCAUGUCAAAAUCAUCAAUGUGGAUUCUCUUUUUAAUUUGUUUAGGUUUCCGCGGAGACGAAAAUUUCAAGUUUUCCGAUGUUUGCAGAUUCGAAUUUCCUUCAGCUACAAUUUAUUAAUGUUCAUAUCAUAUUUCUGUUCUAUACUUUCCUUGUCAACCUUUUGUCUGAGAAAAAAACUGCGGGCAUUGUAAAUGACAUUUUCACUUGUCGUGUAAUUGGCGGAUCCAUCUUAGGAUAUUUUAUCUCAUGUAUGUUUAGAACAAAGUAGCACAAACAACUGAAACGUAACCGUCACGGAGUUCGACGGCAGGCUGAGUCAGUUUGACGUUCAUUAACCUGGUCCAGGACGGGGCCGUUCUGCCGUUCACACACCUCAAGCGGUGAUUAGCACAUCCGUGCACACUAUAUCAAGAUCUAUCACGUCGAUAUUACGAGUGUGAGAAAAAUAUCAAUAAUACUUUCGAUUCCGGAGUAGGGGUGACAUGUCUGAUGAAAUAUUUGAACCGGUCAUUGAAUAUGUUCAUUUGCUUCCAUCUUGAUGGAUGUGUAGUGUUAACAGCGCCUGAGGGACAGCACUCAUAUUCUUGCAAUGGAAUAUAAAAAUGGAGGCACAAAAUGACCAGCGGCGUUUAUGGCAACAUCAAUUGUCAUUAAUUAACCCUUUUCCGCUGACGUAAGGGAAGCUAUGUCUCGUUUCCCUUGAUGGCCAACCACUUGGGGUAUCUUGCUCUGUACAACGGCAAGCACAGAUUGGUCAACAUUGUAUAUGCGGUUUGGACCAGAGUUUUCUUUAGCAUAGAUUUCUUCAAGAAGACCAAAGAAUGAGUCUACUUUUUCUUUACUGGAUCCAAAUUCUCUAGCAAAAGACGUGCCAGUUGCUCUUCUUACUGAUAACUGGUCUCUAUGACGUUUGCGAAAUAGCUUAAGCCAUUUCCGUGUCACCAAAGGGAUUUUCUAACUGAUUACGCUUUGCCAACAUGUACGCCAUUCUGCGAACACCGUUUCUCGUCAAACCAUGAAAUUUGCUCUCUAUGGUUAAAAUGCUCUACUAAUAAUCUACUUAAAGAUUUUCAAGGGUUGUUGCUAUAACAGUUUUUCUCCCGAGUGUCUUAGCCGCAGCUUCUUCUGGGGGUAAUUCGUUUUUCUGGCACAAUCGAAAUAGGUAGAACUUAGCACAUCGAAGUGUUUUGCAGCUCUCAAAUAAUUCAUUUUUUUCUUUCUUACUAAUUCAAUAGCUUCUGCCAUAUGUUCUGAAUUCCAUUCUUUUCGCUUCGUUUUGAGUUGACGCCAGCCAUUCUGUUAAAACAGGAUUCCUUGAUAAAUUAUCUUCCAACUUAUAUAUGGUUUCCUUACGUACGUAUUUGUCGAAAAUACGUAAUAACACACAUUUGCAGAAGUUUAUAGCAAAAUAACCAUUCAAAAGUAAAGAUAUUAUUAUUUAAUUUCACUCACCUUUUUGAAGAGAAAACACACAAUACAACUUUUUCACGGCACUUUCCACAGAACACACAGUUAACGUCUAUGUUGUAAUGGCGGCACUGAUUCAACAUCAACUUUACCUUUUUUUAUUUGACAUUUGGGAAGUAUGUUUGGUCUUUGAAUUUGAAAUAGAUGGGUAAUUUAUGACACUAGCGGGAGAAAAAAUACCAGGUUUCUUAAAAGAAAGUUCAUAUUAAAAGAAAGUAAGAAGUUUAUUGAAAAAUGUUUAUUACAUUUUAAAAUACAUUGUUUAGGAUUCUUUUUUAAAUGAUAUCGUCCGUUAUGUAAGCCGUUGCGCUCACGGCAUUCAUUUAAUCGAGCACAAAAAUUGUCUAUAAUUGUCAUAGGCUCAGCAGGUAUUCUCCAUGAUGGCUGCCAUUUCGUUAUGGAUAUUUUCUUUAAAUUGUGCAAGGGAAGUCGGUUUGUUGGCGUAAACUUUUGAUUUGACAUAACCCCAUAAGAAAAAACCAUAGGCGUUAAACUGCUUGGAGGCCAACUUGUGUCGCCUUUCCUUGAGAUCGAUUUGCCAGGAAAAAUUUCACUCACUCGUGGCAGAGACCUGUUGGGCGUGUGUGAAGUUGCUCCGUCCUACUGGAACCAUAUUCUUUGGUGGAACUGCAAAACUUUCCUGGUAUAACCUUCAUAAAUGGUUUUUAUUUCAGUUUGUACAAAGGGCGUGUCACGUAACCAAACCUCUUAAGAGACCGUUGGUAUCAGGUAGGGUAGAUAAAAAAAGGUAGUUUUGUUCCAUCUUUCGAAAAUGUUGAAUGAUUCUUUUGUGAAUCUCUUCUAAAAAACAGCCUGAGUAGUUUAUUGUAUAUGUUUUCACGACAACCAAGUUUUACAAAACAUUUGAUGAUUAUAGUUUCUUCGUUCUUUUAUAUCUUUCUAUAUUUUAAGUUAAUGUCAUGAAAAAGUCGCUUUUUUAUUUGAACUCGGUUUGUUUUCGAGUCUGAUAAUUCUUUCUGUGAUUUGAUGGUUCUUAAAACAUGAUUUGUUAUGCAAAAAAUAAAUAUGAUAGAAAUGUUGCUAUAUAAUUCAGG
Messenger RNA from Diatraea saccharalis (sugarcane borer), 4600 nucleotides. Lineage: Eukaryota; Metazoa; Arthropoda; Insecta; Lepidoptera; Crambidae. The record is from the annotation of a GenBank genome assembly.